This is a messenger RNA of Trypanosoma grayi, 438 nucleotides long. RefSeq names its product endoplasmic reticulum protein. The transcript has a single exon. Gene Ontology annotation, molecular function: thiosulfate-cyanide sulfurtransferase activity. The record is from RefSeq and is a predicted model, not a curated record. Lineage: Eukaryota; Euglenozoa; Kinetoplastea; Trypanosomatida; Trypanosomatidae. Gene Ontology annotation, cellular component: mitochondrion. Bases 1 to 438 code for a protein of 145 amino acids.
AUGUUUGCACUGGCGCGGGCUCUUCGGGUGCACAUCACCGCAGAGCAAGUGGCGGCGGUGGUGCGCGCGAAACUCGACAGGGCCCCCGUGGUGGAAAACACGCUCCUUGUGGACGUCCGCUCCACGGGCGAGGUCGCAGCUACAGGUGUCAUUCCAACAGCUGUGAAUAUCCCACUCAAAAUGCUGGAGGCGGCGCUUGACGACACGGUGGAGACGGACGAGUUUACAGAAAUAUUCGGUGUGGCGAAGCCAAAGAAAGAGGUGACGCAAAUUAUAUUCUAUUGCGCUCACGGCGUGCGGUCUGCCGUCGCCGUUGAAAUCGCGGAGGGAUUGGGUUUUAGCGGAGCAAGAAACUUUUCCGGGAGCUUUGCCGAGUGGCACUACCGCUACGGUGGGCCCUCUAGUGCCGGGGACGGCACAGCAAGCAAGGCACAGUGA